AUGGGAAAAAUCCUCAAGCCUGAAACUUAUAAACUGGAUUUAGGAUGACCCUUUAAUCAUCAAUCUGUAUAGUUUUUCUUUCUUUUUUUUUUCCCAAAAAAAGUUGGGAUCAUCUUUUCUUGUUUGCAGCCCUACUUUUAUUAGUAGUAAUUAAUCGAAGAAUCGGAGUAGCAGCAGCGUCAAAUUACUUACUUAUUAGGAGGAGCAGGGACGAUGGCCUCCUCCCGCUGCUGCUGCUGCUUUGGCUUUACCACCACCGACAUCCCAAUUACUACUACUACUACCACCACUCGUAGUUAUCGCCCCCAAUUUGUUCAGCACAUGAUUCAGCUGCAGCAGCUCCCACCUCACCCCUCUAACCCCUGCCGCCACUUUUUACAUCAUUCCCCCGCUUCUUCUUCUUCUGCUCGACUACUAAAUGCAACAUCGUUGCCUUGCACCUCCUCAUCUUCAUCUUCUUCCUCACCCUGGGAUGAUAAACCCUACGAAUUGUUGCCGAAUGGCAGAAUAUCAUACUUGGACGAGCAGGACAUCGUCUCAUUUCUUGAUCCUCCCAAACACCUCAUUCCUUUGGACCCCUCUUCUUUCAAUCCCGCCUCUUAUCUUUGGAAGAAAAUUGAGGAUAUUCCAGAGGAAAGGCGGCGUCGUUUGCUUUCUUUGCUCAAUCCCAGGCUCAUAUCAAGAGCAUGGGAAAUAGCAGGCACGCGGUAUGACGAUCCCAAGUUAGCUGUGAAAAGCGCAUCCAAUCUGCUCUCUCAUGCAGAUGAUCAUGCAUUGCCACUUGAAUUUUGGAACUGCCGAACAAGUGGAGGGCCACUUGCCAUUGCCUGGAUGAAAUAUUUCAAGAAGGCAUUGUUUUACAGCAAGGAAAGGACAUAUGGACGAUUCAUUGGGGGAUCUCUUCUGGAGGGAAUUUCAAGUUCCUUUAUCCCGUUGUAUUUCACGAUCAUCAGAGAAAUCCACGAAGUAGUGUCGACAGAGCAGCCUUGCGAUUUAGCAUAUGAAUUCGGUGACGGACUGUUGGAUCUCUCGGAUUAUCCCCGGGGCUUCCCCAAGCCAGUGCUGUUCUUACGCUACAUUUCAGCAAAACAUCCAUGGCCUUUCUGCGAUCAAGUUGUCGUAUAUGUCCGUCAUCUGGGACCCGGAGUAUUGGUUGGCCAGGCUUGGCAAGAAGGGGAAGCACUGGAACAAGUUCCUACAAAGCUUUGCGGAGAGAUUUUAAUGGUUAAAGACAAUUCUGGUGGCAUGUGAAAUAUUCUCCUACUCCAUCCUUUCUCUUUCCUUUUCGCUCCAGUGUUAUGUUGUUGUUGUUAAUUCUUCAUCAAGAAGGUGGGAAAAUGAAUGAAAAGGCAGGCCACAAGGCAUUUUCGUUCAAGUGAA
Messenger RNA from Coffea eugenioides, 1380 nucleotides. RefSeq lists its product as uncharacterized. NCBI's taxonomy places the organism in Eukaryota, Viridiplantae, Streptophyta, Magnoliopsida, Gentianales, Rubiaceae. The transcript has 7 exons. The record is from RefSeq and is a predicted model, not a curated record. Bases 214 to 1251 code for a protein of 345 amino acids.